This is a messenger RNA of Paramormyrops kingsleyae, 821 nucleotides long. NCBI's taxonomy places the organism in Eukaryota, Metazoa, Chordata, Actinopteri, Osteoglossiformes, Mormyridae. The record is from RefSeq and is a predicted model, not a curated record.
CAUGUAUGUGUGUGUAACAUAUUUCCCCAUGGUCUCCGUGGGAGGGGCACUAUCAGGGGUGGGACUUAUGAACUAUAUAAAAACCUUAUUUGCAAGACAGCUGCAGCUACUGAAAGUCACCACAAACCGGAAAGGAAAUAUGGCAUCUGUGUGUCCUGUUCUGUUCCUGAUCCUCGCUGUUGGGUGGGCAGCCAUGCCAGUGAUGUCUGAGAUCGACGUGCAACUCAAUGAGUCACGAUAUCAGAAAUUCCUCAGGCAGCAUUUUGACCCAAAUAUGGCAGUAAAAAAAUGUGACAGUACAAUUAAAAGUAGGAAGAUCUUUGGGAAUGAGGACACUCACAGCUGUAAGCAAGUUAAUACAUUCAUUGCUGCUGGCAAUAAAAACGAUAUCAAGAAUGUUUGUGAUAAGGCGGGUUCUCCAUAUCGUGGAAAUCUACGCAUAAGCAAUAAGCCUUUUCAUGUGAUCACUUGCGACCUAAAGGGAGGGUCAGGCCGCCCACCUUGUGAAUACAGGGGACACAGCAGCACCAGAAAGAUUGUUAUUGGCUGUGAGAACAAGCUCCCUGUGCAUUAUGAAGAGGGCAUAAUCAUUCCAUCUGCCAAUGAAUCAGUUUAGGCCCAGAUUAAUUGGGAUGGAGAUGAGAUUAUUAGCUUGUGCAUUUUCUGUGAGCUGACUUGGAUGUAUAAUCAUGUUACUCCAAUAUCCAAUGUAUAUGUAUUUCUCUGAGGCUUCUGUAAAAUCUGUUGCUGAGUUAAAGAUUCUGUAUUAGCAGCUUUGCAUUGAAUAUUACAAUGAAUAAACAAAAAACAGCAUUUUAAAA